This is a messenger RNA of Dissoconium aciculare CBS 342.82, 3479 nucleotides long. RefSeq names its product glycoside hydrolase family 31 protein. Gene Ontology annotation, molecular function: carbohydrate binding; hydrolase activity, hydrolyzing O-glycosyl compounds. The coding region runs from base 278 to 3193 and encodes 971 amino acids. The record is from RefSeq and is a predicted model, not a curated record. The transcript is spliced from 7 exons. Lineage: Eukaryota; Fungi; Ascomycota; Dothideomycetes; Mycosphaerellales; Dissoconiaceae. Gene Ontology annotation, biological process: carbohydrate metabolic process.
GCCUUGGUGCUAGUACCUUCUCAUACAGCCAAGAGAUCGCCUACAGACAGCGGCCCGAUUGAUGCUCAGCUGUGAGCCAUUGGAUGGCGUACAGGGAGCAUAAUGAGGUGCCGUUUGUCCGUGGCGAGAGCCUGGUGUCGUAUCUAAUGCGCUGUCUACAUGAUGAUGGACAUGACGAUUUGUCUUUCCCCGCAUUAAUCGCGCCUUGAGGAUCAGGAAGCCCGGGGUGACCAGGAUCUCUUUAUCCUGCAAGCGUGCUCUGGAUGACAUUGCAAUCAUGUUGAACUUCCUUGCAACAGUACUACUUUCGGGAGCAUGGGCCGUCAAUGCUCAAACGCCUACUGAGCGAGUGAUCCCUACCCUCGCUCCACAAGUCAAUGCAGCACCAAGUCUGACUCCAACAAUUCACGAUCCUACCGCGCCGAAUGCUCAACGCUGUCCGGGGUACAAGGCCUCUGGCAUUCACUACAAAGCCAAUGGCUUCACUGCAGACCUGAACAUUGCCGGAGCCAAUUGCCAGGCCUUCGGCAAUGAUAUCGCUAACCUCAGGCUGCUCGUGGAGUACCAGACUCAGGACCGGCUCAAUGUCAAGAUCUGGCCCAAGUACCUUAGCCUGGCCAACAGUACCCAGUACGUGCUGCCUACGGAGAUCGUGCCAGCGCCCGUCGCUGAUGGCAAGACUACAAACCACACGAGCGAUCUGAAACUUGAGUGGACCAACGAGCCGUCUUUCCAAUUCCGCGUGUCGCGCAGCAAGACUGGUGAGGAGCUUUUCUCAACCUACGGCAGCGUGAUUGUCUUCGAGGAUCAAUUCCUCGAGCUCACGACCAGCAUGGUCAAGGAUUACAACGUCUAUGGACUUGCAGAGAACAUUCGCGACUUCCGCUUGGGAAACAAUCACACACAAACAUUCUACGCAGUGGACGCCGGUAACACUGUGGACGGCAACGUCUACGGAACCUUCCCAUUCUAUCAGGAGACUCGCUACAACGUGGAUGGCAAGACACAAGCCCACGGAGUUUAUGCUCGCAACGCCCAUGGUCAGGAAUGGCUUCUCCGUGAUCGUAAGAUUAUUUACCGCACUAUCGGCGGUAGUCUUGAUUUCUACUUCCUCAGUGGUCAAGAUAAAACGGGACAAUCGAGUGCUCUGGAGACGAUCCGCCAAUUUCAGGUUGGUUGUGUUGGUACACCAGCAAUGCAAAUGUUCUGGACAUUUGGUUUUCAUCAAACUAGAUGGGGCUACCAGAACAUCUCGGUGAUGCGCGAUGUUCUCAAGGGCUACAAGGAUGCCAAUAUCCCCCUCGAAGCAAUUUGGAACGACAUUGAUAUCUACGACUUGUACAGGGACUUCACAAGUGACGAUAACACUUUUCCCGCGUCGGGAAUGAAACGACUCAUCUCGGACUUGCAUGCCAACGAUCAAUAUUACGUACCAAUAGUCGACAGCAACAUCUAUGUUCCGAACCCGAACAACGCAAGUGAUGCUUACGCGCCAUUUUCAAGGGGUGCUGAAUUGGGCACAUUCAUUCGCGAUGCAAAUACUGGCAAUUUCUACUACGGAAACAAUUGGCCCGGCUUCUCGGUUUGGCCAGACUGGCUGCUUCCGUCGUCGCAGACGUGGUGGACAUCUGAGCUGGUAUCUUGGUGGCACAGCAUUCCAUUCGACGGUAUCUGGAUCGACUUGAGCGAAGCUGCAUCUUUCUGUGCUGGAAAUUGCGGCAAUGGCCGACUCACCGAAAACCCGGUGCACCCUCCCUUCCUGCUCCCAAACGAUGAAUUCCAGACAGAUUACCGGUAUCCUGAAGGCUUCAACAUCUCCAAUGCAACUGAAGCCGCAUCGGUGAGCGCUGCGUCGGCUUCGCAGGCAUCGAUCUUGAGCACCCGAACGCUUCUGCCGGUGCCAACCACGACUACACGAGGCCGUACGAUCCCGACUCCAGGCGUUCGCGACCUUAGCUUUCCGCCCUACGUUAUCAACCAUGUCCAAAAUGGCCAUUCGCUGCUGAGAAGUGCCAUCGCUCCCAAUGCUACACACGGCGAUGCCUCGAAGACUACGGAAUAUGAAAUGCACAACCUCUUCGGUCUUCAAAUCAGCAACGCUACAUACCAUGCGCUUCUUUCAGUCUUUCCCGGUAAACGUCCCUUUACUGUGGGAAGAUCAACGUUCGCCGGGUCCGGUAAGACCACGAGCCACUGGGGUGGCGACAAUACAUCCACAUUUGGUUCCAUGUUCCUGUCGAUUAGCCAGGCGCUCACCUUCAUGAUGUCCGGAGUUCCCAUGUUCGGAGCUGAUACGUGCGGGUUCGCGGGCAACACGGAUUUUGACCUCUGUUCGCGUUGGCAAUCGCUUUCAGCCUUCUUCCCCUUCUAUCGCAAUCAUAACGUCAAGGCAACGAUCAGCCAGGAGGCGUACCGCUGGUCAUCCGUUGCGGAGGCUACUCGACGAGCAAUCAAAGUCCGCUACAGCUUGCUCAACUACAUGUACACUCUUUUCUACUACGCCCACACCAAGGGUGAUACCGUGAUGAGAGCUCUCGCCUGGGAAUUCCCCCAAGACGCUUCCCUCCGAGGUACAUACACCCAAUUCUUACUCGGACCAUCCAUUCUUGUCACGCCGGUCCUGGUCCCGAACGCAAACACUGUCAAGGGAGUGUUCCCCGGAAUCGGCCAAGGUACGCGGUGGUACGACUGGUACACUCUCCGCGAAGUCCAAGCCAAGCCACAAGAGAAUGUCACGAUGCCUGCACCGUUGGAGCACAUCAACGUUCACGUUCGUGGUGGAUCUAUUCUACCGCUUCAGGCCCCACAGAUGACCACCACUGCUACCCGGAAGAGCCCAUUCAGCUUGCUUAUCUCUUUGGAUGACUGCGAUGAGGCUAGCGGAAGCUUGUAUCUUGACGAUGGCGAGAGUCUCGUCCCGGCCGCGACGAAGCUGGUCAAGUUCAAAUUCAGCAAGAAUAGACUUACGUCUCACAUCAACGGAACCUACGCCACCUCCGCGCCACUCAAGCAGAUCACUAUCGCAGGUAUCAAGAACCGCCCACGCGGCAUUCGUUUGCGUGUCGGCGGUUCGAAGUGCGAUGAGCGCAAACUCGCAUGGACUCACACUAACGAUACGCUGAGUGUGAGCGGCUUGGAGAAUUUCUCGAAGACUGCCUUCGAGGGAGCUUUGGACCUCCGAUUGGUAUAUUGAUCAGUCUGGCAAGGUCACCAGAAUGAAAGAGUGAUAGCUGAGUAAUCCGAAAAGUGGUUUUUAGUGAUGUGCCAGCCGUAAUCUCGCAUACAUGAAGACACUUGCGUACCACAUGUCGCCCUUUGAGCUUUUAUACUCCGCCAAUUAAAGCGGCGUUCCAUCAACGUGGCUAGCCUGCGUGAGCUUUUGUAUUACCGUUCAUAUAGGUGAUAAUAAUCGGAAGAGGAAGUGCUAUUUUGCGAGCAAAUCGUGCUGUUCAAUUUCAAGGCUUCAUCACGCCGGGGUA